Molecule: messenger RNA, 632 nt
Organism: Cynoglossus semilaevis (tongue sole)
Lineage: Eukaryota; Metazoa; Chordata; Actinopteri; Pleuronectiformes; Cynoglossidae
Product: tryptophan 2,3-dioxygenase-like
Exons: 3
Coding region: 191-481 (96 amino acids)
Molecular function (GO): L-tryptophan 2,3-dioxygenase activity; heme binding; metal ion binding
Source: RefSeq, a predicted model, not a curated record
UCAAUUGUUACCUGUCAUAACAUAAAUCAUUGAAUCUAAAAUGUUUUGUUGAAUUUUAGUAGAAAUACCAAGAAUACUCAAAACCAAUGGGAAUUACUAAAAAUAAAUCAUCACAAUAAAAAUCUCUCAUGGCCUAGGUUUCAGGGAGGAGCCAAGAUUCCAGGUUCCCUUCCAGCUGCUCACAUUACUCAUGGAUAUGGAUGCUCCAAUGACCAAAUGGAGAUACAAUCACGUCUGUAUGGUUCACCGUAUGAUUGGCAGCAAAGCUGGAACAGGAGGAUCCUCUGGAUACCACUACCUGAGAUCUACUGUCAGUGACCGCUACAAGGUGUUUGUGGACCUUUUCAACCUGGCAACGUUCCUGGUGCCUCACCACUGGGUUCCCAAGCUGAAUCCCAACAUUCACACAUUUCUGUACGUGGCUGAGUGCUGCGACAGCUCCUACGGCAGCAGUGAAGACUCCGACCAAAAGGCUGUCUGAAAGGAAAUAAUAUGAGAAGCCAUUUAUAUUAAAGAAGGACCAGAAAGGCUACUUGAAGAAGAUGUGUGUUUAGAACCCCUUACGAACAGAUGCACUUCGUAGUUACACAUUUCCAGUGCAUAAAGGUGUAUAUUUACUGCUAAUGUAUGCA